Molecule: messenger RNA, 4224 nt
Organism: Plutella xylostella (diamondback moth)
Lineage: Eukaryota; Metazoa; Arthropoda; Insecta; Lepidoptera; Plutellidae
Source: RefSeq, a predicted model, not a curated record
UUCCUGAACGCAUCCUUAAACCAUAGACCUUAAGUAUUAUAUACUCUAUGUUCUUCUCUUUUUAUAACGCGUUGUGUCAAUAUGUAGUGGAGCUUAAUUAAAGCCUAAUUAAUUAAUUUAUGGUUUUAUUUCCAAAUAUAACAAUUGGCGACGAGAUUCAGAACCUGCAGUUUAAAGUGUGAUAAUAAUCAGUGCACAAAAAUUAGCAAUAACAAGGUAAAACGCAAAUAAAAGUGAAGCAUCAAAAGUGACGGUGUGAAGUUGGUAACAAUCGUAAAAGCGCCAACGAAUACAAUAAAAAAAAAAAAAACUCAGACUCAGAAUACGAACUAAGUUUGGAAAGUUACAGUCUACAUGAACGCAGCAUCUGAGUUAAUUAAAACAGGCAAGAGAUCAUACAUCUAUCUCUGUUCAAAGACAGAAUUACUCGAAAUUUUAACGGACGAAGGCAUAGAUUGCAACAAAAAUGCUAGUAUCGACACACUUAGAAAGCAGUUAAGUGAACACUAUAAAAAUAAACCGAAAAUAACAACAAAAAAUAAGCAACACAGAAUGUCGAUGUUUGGCGAAAUCAAGCCGUUUGACGGCGAUAAAUGGGAGGUGUUUGUACAACAGUUGGAAUGUUUCACAUUAGUUAAUGAUAUCUCUGAUGACAAGAAGGUGCCUUUGCUGAUAACCAAACUAACACCAAAGGUAUUUGAAACAUUAAGUUGCUUAUGUGCACCGAAUAAACCCACAAAACUAAGUUAUGAAGAAUUGUGUACAAAGUUAAAAGAAAAAUAUACAAAACCAGUCUCAACAGUAUUGGAAAGGGCUGAGUUUAGACGAAGGAAACAACUACCACGUGAAAGUAUAGAAGACUAUGCAUUGGAACUUAGAAAAAUGGCAAAUCGUUGUAAUUUUAAAGAUAUUGAUGACCAGUUAAAAGAAAAAUUUAUGGAUGGAGUAACCUCAAAAGUAAUUAAGUUCGAGCUAAUGAAGGGCUCUGCAGAUUUAACUUUAGAAGCCUGCAUACAACUGGCUCGCACAGUGGAAGCCGCUCUUCUCCACACAGGUGAUGCUCCUGAAACCACUGAGGUUUUUUUUACUCAAGAACAACGUAAACCCAAUAUGAGAAUGAAAAUUAAAAAAAAUAACAAUGCUAAUACAGAAAUGCAUUGUUUCUGUUGUGGAAAAAACAAUCACAUUAAGUCACAAUGUACAUUAGCCAUGAAAUUCUGCUCAGAAUGUGGUCAACAAGGGCACAUAUAUAGAAUGUGCCAAAGAAGAAAACGUGAGGCUCAUGUCCUGGAGGCACAAACACCGGAGGAAGUAAAGGAGGAACCAGUAGAAAAUAUAAGACACUUAUACGAUGAAACUUAUGCUGUUCACAGUAUGCACGGAGAAAUGUAAAAGAACAAUUCGCAGAGGUGUUUAGUCCAGGUUGGGGUAAUUUUAAAGAUGAAGUGAUAACACUGAAACUAAAACCGGGCACCCAACCAAAGUGUUUGCCCGUACGCCGAGUACCAUAUGCUCUAAGAGAUAAGGUAAAGCAUGAAAUUAAUAGGUUACUGGAAAAUGGUAGAAUCAGUCCGGUUGAACACUGUGAAUGGGGAACACCGGUGGUGCCCAUUUUAAAACCAGAUGGUGCAGUAAGACUAUGUGGAGACUAUAAGCUAACUGUCAACACUGGAUUAGAGAUUGACCAUUUUCCACUACCACAUAUUGAUGAUAUUUUAAAUACAUUAAAAGAUGGGCAAUACUACUGCGAAUUGGACUUAAAAGAGGCUUAUUUACAAGCUCCUCUAAGUGAGGAAAGUAAAAAUUGUACAACUAUUGUAACAGAGGCUGGUACUUAUAGAUAUAAUUUCUUACCUUAUGGUGUCAGCUCGGGUCCUGGAUCAUUUCAAAGAUUGAUGUCUAAAAAAUUAACAGAUAUUCCCAACACUAUUGUAUUUAUUGAUAAUAUAUAUAUAAAAGGGAGCAGCUUACAGGACACAUGGGACACCUUAUGUAAAGUCCUAACAAAAUUAAAUGAAUGUGAAUUCAAACUGAAACCUGAAAAGUGUAAAUUGUUUGUGACCAGUCUUGAUGUAUUUGGAUUCAGGGUAGAUAAACAUGGUGUCAAUAUUAUAAAAUCAAACAUUGAACCGCUGAUAAAUGCUAAAGCACCUACAAAUUUAACUCUACUCAAAUCCUUUUUGGGGAAAUUAAAUUAUUACUCUCGAUUUCUGAAAGAUAUGGCUACCAUCAUCACCCCAUUGUAUGAAUGUACCAAAAAAGAUAAGUUUAAUUGGACACCAGAAUGCGAGAGUGCAUUUAAACUUAUUAAGGAAAAACUAGCUUCUGCAAAUAAUUUAAAACAUUAUGAUCCGCAGCUGCCUUUAAUUCUAACUUGUGAUGCUUCUGACACAGGGUUAGCUGCGGUGUUAUCGAAUAGAGACCAUAAUGGUAUGGUUCAGCCUAUUGCUUAUGCAAGUAAAAAACUAAAUGAUGUAGAAAAGAAAUAUGCAACAAUUGAUAAAGAAGCAAUGGCAGUCAUUUUUGGAAUAACUAAGUUCUAUAACUUUAUUUAUGGAAGGGAGUUUGAAUUGGAAACAGAUAAUGCAGCUUUAGUGAGGAUUUUUGGCCCAACAAAGAGCAUUCCAAAAAUGGCUGCUAAAAGGUUGCAACAUUACGCAAUAUUUUUAUCAGCAUUUAACUAUAAAGUGAGACAUAUCAAAACAUCUUUGAACCCGGCAGAUUUUUUGUCUAGAACUGCUGUCGAUGUAGAGGAAGAAAAUAUAAAUGUAAUACAUUCUCUUUGUGCAAGUACUAAUUUAAGUAAUAUUUGUCAUGUGAAUGAUUCAGAAAUGGAAUCCUUAAACUGGAAAAUAAUACAGAAGGAAACAAAAAAGGAUCAAAUAUUAUCUAAAAUAAUAAGAUAUAUGGUUGACGGUUGGCCUGACAAAACCAAUUUACCAAAAGAACUGUUACCAUAUUUUAACAGGCAUAUUGAGUUAUCAGUUGAUAGGGGUUGUGUAUUUUGGGGCUAUCGGUUGUUAAUUCCAUCAGUUCUGCGUAGUUCCGUAUUAACUGAAUUACACAGGAGCCAUUUUGGAAUCAUUCGCAUGAAGGAAAUUGCUAGAUCUUAUUUUUGGUGGCCUAACUUGGAUACUGAGAUAGAUGAAAUAUCAAAAAAUUGUAUUGUAUGUUUGCAAAAUAGUAAAUCUCCUUCUAAAAUACAGAAACCAUGGCCUAUACCCCCUUCUCCGUGGUAUAGAAUUCACGCUGACUUUUUAGGGCCAUUUAAUAACAAAAUGUUUUUAGUGGUGGUUGACAGUUACUCAAAAUGGCCAGAAGUUUUUGAAAUGUCAAACAUUACCUCAGGUCGUACUAUUGAAGCAUUUAAGCAUAUUUUUGCAAGAUAUGGAUUUCCGGUACACUUAGUUACAGAUAACGGUAGAUCCUUUACCAGCUCUGAAUUUCAGGACUUUAUAAAAAUGGCUCAGAUUAAGCACACAUUUUCAGCUCCUUACCAUCCAGCCACAAAUGGUGCUGCUGAGAGAUUUGUGGAAACAUUCAAAUCAGCUAUAACUAAAAUCAAAGAAGGUGGUAACAGCUUGGCUUAUGCUAUAAACCUGUUUCUUUCGGAUUAUAGAAGCACACCUCAGCGAACUACUGGUGUUUCGCCAGCUCGCUUAAUGCUGGGGAGGGAACUCCGGAACCGUUUCAGUUUACUGCGUCCACCACCACUAACUGAAGAUAUAUACAAUAAAGUUCAAAGUAGAGAGCAAGGAAAUAGAGAAACUAAAUUUGAGGUCGGCCAAAAAGUUAUGGUCAAAGAUUAUAGAAGGGAUAGUAAGCCAUGGGUUCAGGGCCUCAUUAUUGAGGAAUCGAUUCCUAAUGUAACAUACAUAGUAGAUGUAGAAGGGAUGAGAUGGAAGAGACAUGUCAAUCAAAUGGUUACUUGCUCUGAUCUUUUAGACCUAGGUUAGCUAUACUUAGUGCGGAAACCAAAACUGUCGGUUAGUUAUUAAGUUAGUAGUUAUAAGAUAGAUAGGCAAACAUUAUUUUUCAUUAUAAAAAACAUGUUAUAUAGUUAUUUUAAGAGUUUAUUGUUCUGUUUUAAGUCGGGGAGAAUGUGAGAUUCCUGAACGCAUCCUUAAACCAUAGACCUUAAGUAUUAUAUACUCUAUGUUCUUCUCUUUUUAUAACGCGUUGUGUCAAUAUGUAGUGGAGCUUAAUUAAAGCCUAAUUAAUUAA